AUGGAACACACACGCCCACCAGCCCAAUUCCCCUCUGUGCAGCAACUGUCUCCGCGCCACCCACACCUGAACGCCCUGACAAACAGUUCCGAUAUGAUUGAGCGGUUUCUUCGGGAAGACGGCCAUCGCGCAUGGGGGCUUGUUAUCUACCGCUCUUCGUAUCAGAAUGAGGCAGCCUGGGACGAGUUUAUGCGCCGUCUACUCGCCAAUACCACAAAAUUGCUAGAAUUGGGGGCAGGUCCUAAUUUACUUGAUAACCUGGCCCUAACUGUAUUUGAUGACCCAAGCAAGUUCAACAACGCGACGACAGCGGUGGUCCGGGAUCAUUUUAAGCAGUGGGCGGCGACUAUGGAACAGGAGGAACAGGGCCCUAUUUCUGAUCCAAAUCACAUCAGAAUCACUGGAUCGCAACGAUAUAGAUACUGUAUCCAGGUUACGCAGGAGGCGUUAGGGUCAGCUCUUGCUGAUGAUCGUGAGAAAAUGGGGUUUGUGUAUAUUAUUCAGGCGGAUUGGAAAAAGUAUAGUCCGUACGAAAAUGGAGAGAGGUUCAAGGAGGAGGAAGAGGCGAUUGAAGGGUGCACCCUAGAAGAUGUAGGCUGGAUGAAGGUUCCGUUUGCAAGUCUGAUGCCUGUUAUUUGGCGUUACUUGCGGCCUGAUUGCGCUUGGGAGAUAGAGUAUCGCCGUCCGCCGGAAAUGUCUAGUUACCCGUGA
Penicillium canariense is the source of this 711-nucleotide messenger RNA. RefSeq lists its product as uncharacterized. Lineage: Eukaryota; Fungi; Ascomycota; Eurotiomycetes; Eurotiales; Aspergillaceae. The transcript has a single exon. The record is from RefSeq and is a predicted model, not a curated record. The coding region runs from base 1 to 711 and encodes 236 amino acids.